AUGUUUGCAAUUAAUGGAUACACAUUUAUACACAAAUCUCGUAAAUUUGGAAAAGGAGGCGGAGUAGCAUUUUAUGUUGCUGAUCAUGUUAUUUAUAAAAGGCGACACGAUCUAGAAAUAAAUGAAAUUGAAGGUAUUUGGUUAGAAAUAUGUCCAAAAAAUGCGAAAUUGUAUUUACUUUCCGUAAUUUAUAGACCCCCGGAUAAUUCAAAGUAUCUUAAUAAAGAUUUUUCACCUUUCCUAUCUGAUGUACUGUCAUUAACAUUAGACGGUAUCAAAGAAGUUAUAAUCUUAGGGGACCUUAAUGUCGAUUUUCUGAAAAAGAACGAUCAUGUUGGGAUUAAAACAGCUUUAACGUUACACUGUUUUAAACAAGUCAUUAAAUCACCAACCCGAAUAGCUGAAACGUCACAAACUCUUAUCGACAUUAUCCCCACAACUAAUUGCACAGUUAUAGCGGAUACCAAAGUCAUCCCCAUUUCUUUUAGUGACCAUGACCUUAUAUGUUGUAUUAGAAAACAACAUCACACCCGUUUCGUUAGCAAAACAAUAAAUUGUCGAAACUAUCGAAAUUAUGACAAAGAUAAAUUUUGUCAAACACUUUCAUCACAGAAUUUUCAAGAUGUUUAUAAUUCAACGAACGUCAAUAAAGCAUGGUCUUUGUUAAAGGGAAUUAUAUAUCGCACCUACGAUUCCAUGGCUCUAUUAAUUCGUAAAAAAGUUCGCGGUAAGCCAUGUGAUUGGAUGACUGUUGAUCUCAAGAAGGAGAUGAACUCACGCGACAAUUUGUUACGAAAAUCGCGUAAAACCAAAUCAGAAGCAGAUAUCACCGCUUAUAAAAAAAUAAGAAACAAGGUAAUAAUAAAAUCGAACUCUCAAGUGAAUACUACUAUACAAAUCGACGAGAAAUUGGUAACCGAUCAACAUUCUAUUGCUAAUGCGUUUUGUAGAUUUUUUUCUAAUGUUGUAAAUUCACUUAAAAGAUCUGCUUUUGUGUUGACAAACUCCGUCUGGAAAUAUCAUAAAGAAAUACCGAGUAAAUCAAACCCAAAAUUUCGACUUAAACCAAUCACUGUUAAUGAAACCAUGAAACAUCUACAAUCAUUAAAACGUAAAAAGUCUGUUGGGCUAGAUGAUCUACCAUCCUGGUUACUCAAAGACUGCAUGGAGGUAAUCGCUUCACCACUGACAUAUAUUAUUAACAUGUCUUUUGAAACUUCAACUUUUCCAAGUGACUGGAAACGCACCAAAGUGUUACCACUUUUCAAAUCUGGAGCAAGGUCAUCUGUUAAUAACUAUAGACCAAUAUCUGUUAUUCCAGCUAUAUCCAAGGUGAUUGAAAAAGUUGUGCAUGAACAAUUGACUGCAUAUCUUGAAAGUAACAAUUUAAUAAACAACAACCAGUUCGGUUUCAGGCCUCGUCGCUCAACUGAACUGGCUGCAACAAUCUUUAUCGACACUGUGAAAUUGAAGGUUAACGAUGGCAAGAUGGUCGGUGCCGUAUUUUUAGACCUCACAAAAGCAUUCGACAUGUUAAAUCAUGGUAAACUACUGUCAAAAUUAAGCAGUUUUGGAAUUGUUGGAGACGAACACGAGUGGUUCACAGACUCUUUGUUUGGUAGAUUUCAGCAAGUUCAAUACAAAAAUUCUUUGUCUGAUGAACAUCCAGUCAAUAGUGGAGUACCACAAGGGUCAAUUUUGGGCCCACUACUAUUUAUUAUGUUUUUCAAUGAUCUUUGUACCGUAGUGAAACACUCUGAAGUAGUCAAAUAUGCAGACGAUACUGUUUUAUUUGUUGAAACCCGUCUUUCAUCCGACAUGAAUUGUGUACUUGCAUGGUGUUUGGAAAAUGAAUUAAUUUUAAAUCUCGGAGCAGGAAAAACUGAAGCAAUUUUAUUUGGUUCGAAAAAUAACCUCUCUAAACAAAACAGCUCAUUAAACGUACCUUCCGGUACCAAACUCAACUUUGAUUUAACGUAUGAAAAAGCUUCCGGUAGAUUACGUUUACUAUAUCGCAUUCGACCGCUGAUUACAGAUAAAGCUGCAUUGGCAAUUUUUCAAACAAUGAUUCAACCAGUAUUAACAUAUUGCGGAUUUGUUCACCUUAAGAAUUCUCAGACACAACUACUCAAACUCCAAUCUUUACAUAGAUAA
This is a messenger RNA of Hydractinia symbiolongicarpus, 2154 nucleotides long. RefSeq lists its product as uncharacterized. The transcript has 3 exons. The coding region runs from base 1 to 2154 and encodes 717 amino acids. NCBI's taxonomy places the organism in Eukaryota, Metazoa, Cnidaria, Hydrozoa, Anthoathecata, Hydractiniidae. The record is from RefSeq and is a predicted model, not a curated record.